AUGAGCUUUGGGGAGAGUGCGGCAGUGUUCAAAGCCAGAGCAAAGGACAUUGGCCUUAGCGAUGCAAGCUUUGCAAAGCUCGAGGGCGAGGGGCUCACGACUAUGGCCUCGUUCGCCUUCUGUUGUCACUUCAACCCAUCGGCCAGUGACGAAAAACCCUUGGUGGAGCUUGUGACUAAGGUCCUCGGGGCCCCGCCCUCCUUGAAGGAGAUGAGCUGCUUCCGCCGCCUGUUCGCGGAAGCGUACGCCACCGUGGCGUCAGACAUCCGAGCACAGGUAGAAAUGACGGACGAGUCCGCCGUCAAAAAACUAGCUCCAGCGGACCGAGCCGAGAGACUCAGGGAACAACAGGGCCGUCUGGCCGGCUUGGUUCUCAAGGGCCACCAUGAACCAGGAGACAGCCUGGUCGACAGGGCUGUCGGCAUCUAUGAAGCCGACCGGCUUCAAUACAUAGAAUGGCAACAUGCCGUGAGCCGACAACACGAACUUAUGUCGGGUCUUAAGAAAGACCAAUCUCUGGCGCUCGACAGCUCCGGAGCCCUGAAGAUGCAGACCAAGGUCGCGGUCCAGACUUGUGAUGUUUCCUCAGACAUGUUCGUUCGCUACGCGUUGGUCCGCCGUGGGCUGGCGCUUGAGCAAGCGAACAUCUUAGCGUUCAAGCUGCAUGAUGAGCUUCUGGAAAAGUAUAUGCACUACCGUAUGAUGGAGCCGCCCCCAUCUUAUGCUCGCGUUUGCUUGAAACAGAUCGAGCAGGCAGACAAGCAGUUCUUCCUCCUGCUGGCAGAACACACCAGAGAUGGGAUAAAGGUCAAGGCUGGGAAGCGCCCAUGCGACGAAGCCUUCAAGACCGUUUUGUCUUCGGCCGAGUUCCUUGCCAUGCUCCAUCCCCGCCCCCUCGCAGUGCACGCGGGAGGCUCUGGGAAUGCAGACGAGGAAAAGGGGCCCCCUUUGAAGAGGCCUCGGAAAGGUCCGGGCAAGGGCAAGGGCAAGGGGGGAGCCAAGGGCUCCGCCAAUGGCCGCGUCCCGGCCGAGCUGCUGGCCAUGGGUUGUGUGAGUGCCACACCGAAGGGACACGCCUUAUGCUUUGACUAUUCGCUUGGGAAGUGCACCCGUACAGCGAAGCAUCAAAGGUGUGAACGAGGACUUCACCUUUGUGCGGUGAAAAACUGUCACCGAGGGCAUGCCGCAAAGGACUGCCCAAACAAGGCGGUAGGUGCCGCCGAUGAGGCGAUUCUUGAUCCGGAGCCUGCAGGCGACAAUGACCGCCCAGACAAUUCUUCCUGUUUUCCACCUGAACCACCGCUGAAGGUGGCCAAGCUGGGCGACCCGGUCGCGCCUGGCAUGCAAUUCUCCACGGUGGCGGUGUUUCGCAAUCUACGCUCACCCUUGCAUCAGGACUCCUUUAACAGCAGUGUCCCAAAUAUCAUCGCCCCCUUAAGCCAUUUCCAAGGUGGCGAGGUGUUCGUGGAGCACCCAGACGGGCAGGACUCCGAGGUCCUUGAGGGCACUACUCAUGCCGGCUUCCGGUUGAAUGUCUCCGAGAGUUGCUGGGCGUUCGACGCGAAACAUUGCAAGCGCUUGAAGCCUGCCAUAGGUCGUAUGAAUCGUGCUUGCCCAGGCUGCGCCUCGCAUGAGCCCUGGGGUUUGACCGCCACUAAUGAGUGGUCCACCGCACAAGAGGCCGCACAUCCCACUCCCCUGUGCCAUGCGCUGUGUGAUGUCUUUGAGCACGUGGCGCAUCAACGCCAGCAGCCCUUAGGCGCUGCCCAGCCCGUUCUGGCUCGGGCUCACCGCCAGCCUCGGGGACGCCUGCGGCCACAGGUCGUGUCGGAGUAUGCUUCUGUUGUGUCAUGCACGUUACCGCAUCUCCCUUCACUGAACGGCAAGCGUUGCCUGACCCGAUCUUUGCCCAAGGUCCCCGCAGGGAGCAAGCUUUUGCGUGCCGAGAAUAGGGGGGAUAAAGGUGUAUUUUGUGUGUUCGGGGUUUUCAGGGACUUCGUCGAGUUCGUCGAAGAAGCAAGCAGGCUCUUCCACCCGUUCGAUUCGCUCGCCCAGCUCCCUGACUACUUGACCAGGAGCUUGUUCGAACAACUCGUCAGCUCGCCGACCGACUUGUGCAAAGCGCGGCUCCUCAAGAUGCAACGAUGGCGUGACAGAGCAAAAGAACUAGAGCCAUUCGAAGCCAAAUUGCGUGAGGCCAUGCACCCUCAAGUGAGGCAAGUGCUAGCGGGCAAGCGGCUAUGCCUUCUUGAAGAAAUGGCCAAGGACAUACAGUGGCCCGACACUGAGCUGUUUGCUGAGAUCCGCUCGGGGUUUAGGUUAGUGGGUUGCCUGAAGCCUUCAGGAGUGUUUCGAGUCGGUGGAGCGCUUGGUGCCUUGAGCGAGGAUGAGCUGAUGCAACAGUCCGCCGUCCGCAAGGCGGAUCUCUUGAGCAAAAUCGCCCAAGCCAAGGUAGACGAAAAUGCGCAGCAGCUCUUUGAUGUGACUAUGGAAGAAGCCAAGCAGAAACACUGGCUAGAAGGCCCCUACACUCCCCAAGAAGUGGAUCAGAUGUUCCAGCGCUGGUUACCGGUCAGACGGUUUGCAGUGGUACAGCGGGGGAAGCUGCGCCCGAUAGACGACUUCAAAGAAUCCCUCGUCAAUAUCGCGUGCAGCACCUCCGAGAAGAUCGUGCUUCAGGCGCUCGACCACAUCAUCUGGUCGUUAACCGUGUUGGCUCAUUUCUACCGCGAUCGAGGAGCUGUUGACUUCACCCUGUCUUCUGGCGAGAGGCUUGUGGGUCAUGUUCAUAAGGAGUGGGCUAUGGUCAAGGCCACUGUUCCGCUUGAGGUGGCUACCCUUGACCUAAAAUCGGCCUAUAAGCAACUCGCUCUGCAUCCACUCGAUUAUGACAAGAGCGUCGUGACGCUCAAAGACCCGAGUUCGGGUAGCGUCACAUGCUUUCUGAUGAGGACCUUGCCUUUCGGGGCUCUUGCAAGCGUUCAUCACUUCCUAAGGGUCAGCUUCUUACUGCACGCCAUAGGAUGUAGUUUUGGGGUGUCCUGGGCCGCUUACUGUGACGACUUCCCGAUGGUUUCACAUGCCACUGUGUCGACUUCGACAGCCGCGACCAUUAAAGCCUUCUUGAAAAUGGUCGGGUUUUCUUUCGCCCCAGAAAAGUGCACGGAUUUUUCGCAGCAGGUAGAUGUUUUGGGUGUCACGCUAGAUGUUAGUGACUCCGCGUGCGGCUUAGUGAAGAUCCGCAAUAAGCAGAGCCGAUGUGAGGAGCUCGCCGAAGCAUUAAAAACCGCGCUCGAAGCCAAGGCCCUCGUCCCCUGCGAGUUGCCGUCCUUCAUAGGGAAGCUGCAGUAUGCGGAUGCACAGAUUUGGGGGAGAGUAGACCACACCUCUCGCCUGCCGGCUCAGCUGGCCCUGACCUAA
Molecule: messenger RNA, 3420 nt
Organism: Symbiodinium natans
Lineage: Eukaryota; Dinophyceae; Suessiales; Symbiodiniaceae
Source: the annotation of a GenBank genome assembly